UCAGGAGCUGCUUGUGACUAGUUGCAGAAAAGGGAUGUUGUGGGAAGUACUCCGCUGCUUGGACUAAACCACUGAGGAGGACACAGGGACAUUCUGGGAUUUUGACAGUGGACUGCAACAGCUUGGCCUGCCUGAGAGGAGGACCAGAGAGUUUUGUGAGUUCUGGCCUCCAACAGCCGUCCUUCAUCAUAAUAUGAUCUGCACAAAGGAAAGACUGGAUGUUCCUUCCCUGCAGCUUCACCAAUAAAAUUUGAGGAUCCCUUCAACCAGUUUCCCGGACGGUGUCUUGAAGUUUUUAUCAAAGACUUCUACCUGUGACUCCCAUCACUACUGCUUUGCCAAUAUUUAACUUAGGAUUUAUCUGACAGCUUUUGGAUAGUGGUUAUUAAUUGCAAUCCAUCUUAGUACUACUGAAACUCAGUUUGAGGAACUGCUUAGACUGUAUUUGCUCAUUCAUCCCAUCCCAAACUGACCUCUGCCAGUGACUUUAUGGAGUGGAUUUGAAAAUGAGACACAAUAUUACUUGAACUCCAUUUUUUGGUUACUAUUAAUUACUGGAUUGUAUCGCAGCUUAUAAAAGCACUGACAGACAGCCUCUUUGAGGUUUGAGGUCUGCAACGACUCCUUGAAAAUCUGAGCACUGCAGGAUCACCUGGACUUGUCCAUCAACAGUCAUGGAUUCUGUAGCAGCUAGGAUGGCCAUGGUGACUGAUUCCCCCAACCUGUCGCUGAGGUCGAGGACUACUAUGACAACAGAUGGGGACUCUUUUGUGAGCUCUUCCAGCCUUCCCUGCAGCCACUUCCUGUCCGCCAACGUCAUCAAUGUUGUGGAGAAAUGUAUGAGCUCAAUGCAGAUGGGGACCCAGAUGGUGAAGCUCCGCGGUGGUUCCAAGGGUCUGGUGCGGUUCUUCUAUCUGGAUGAACACAAGUCCUGCAUCCGCUGGAGGCCAUCGCGCAAGAAUGAAAAGGCCAAGAUCUCUAUCGACUCCAUCCGGGAGGUGUGUGAGGGUAAGCAGUCUGAGAUCUUCCAGCGUUACUCAGAGGGCAGCUUCAACCCCAACUGCUGCUUCAGUCUGUACUAUGGAGAGCACAUGGAGUCCCUGGACCUAGUGUCCAGCACUGGAGAGGAAGCACGGACCUGGAUCACAGGCCUCAAAUAUCUAAUGGCUGGCAUCAGUGAUGAGGACAGCCUGGCCAAGAGGCAGCGUACCCGAGACCAAUGGCUGAAGCAGACCUUCACCGAGGCUGAUAAGAAUGGUGAUGGCAGCUUAAGCAUCAGUGAGGUCCUCCAGCUCUUGCACAAGCUCAAUGUCAACCUGCCACGACAGAAAGUCAAACAGAUGUUCAAGGAGGCAGAUACAGACGACAACCAGGGGACACUGGGCUUUGAGGAGUUCUGUUCCUUCUACAAGAUGAUGUCGACCCGCAGGGACCUGUAUCUCCUGAUGCUCACCUACAGCAACCUCAAAGACCACCUUGACACAGACAACCUAGCCCGCUUCCUCGAGACUGAGCAAAAGAUGACCAAGGUGACCAAGGACCACUGCCUGGAGAUAAUCAACAAAUUUGAGCCAUGCUCUGAGAACCAGAAGCAAGGAGUUCUGGGAAUUGAUGGUUUUACGAAUUACAUGCGCAGCCCAGCGGGGGACAUUUUCAACCCACAACACUACAACGUAAACCAGGACAUGACCCAGCCACUGUGCAACUACUUCAUCGCCUCCUCACACAACACCUACCUGAUGGGUGACCAACUGAUGUCACAGUCCAGGGUGGACAUGUAUGCCUGGGUGCUGCAGGCCGGCUGUCGCUGUGUUGAAGUGGACUGUUGGGACGGUCAGGACGGUGAGCCCAUCGUUCACCAUGGCUACACCCUCACCUCCAAGAUCCUCUUUAAAGACGUCAUCGAGACCAUCAACAAGUACGCCUUCGUCAAGAAUGACUACCCAGUCAUCUUGUCAAUAGAGAACCACUGCAGUGUUCCUCAGCAAAAGAAAAUGGCCCAGUACCUGAUUGAAAUCCUGGGGGACAAACUGGACCUGUCUAACAUAAAGGCUGACGAGUCUGGAUGGCUACCAUCACCGGAAACACUCAGGGGCAAGAUCCUUGUUAAGGGGAAGAAACUGCCUCCCAACAUUGAUGAGAAUGCAGAGGAGGGAGACGUGUCGGACGAAGACAGUGCUGAUGAAAUGGAGGAUGACUGCAAGCUGAUGAACGGAGAUACAUCAGCGAACAGGAAACAGGUGGAGAACAUGGCAAAGAAAAAGCUGGACAACCUGAUGAAGGAGUCUAAGAUCAGAGACAGGGAAGACCCAGACAGCUUCACCAUUGCAGCCCUCCCACCUGCUGGGAAGCCCACAGACAAAACUGGCUCUAAGGGUAAAAGUGAGGAUGGGACGGACACAGCGGAUGAGGCUAAUCCCAGCAGCAACAAGCGUACAGGCCGCUCCUUUAUUGGCAGCUUUUCUAAACGCAAGCAGAAAAAGACAUCCAAACUGAAGAAGACCUCGAGCUUUGAAGACACAGAUACAGACCAAGAGAGUACAAGUAGUACCUCCCGUGCCCCCUUGCACCACAGCAAAAAGAAAAAGACCAUGAAGUUAUCAAGAGCUCUGUCUGAUCUGGUCAAAUACACUCGUUCUGUGGGUCUCUAUGAUAUUGAGGCACAAGCUAACUGCAGCUGGCAGGUGUCGUCGCUUAGUGAGACCAAAGCCCACCAGGUGAUGCAGCAGAAAGCUUCAUCCUUCAUUCACUUCAACCAGCAACAGCUCUCCCGCAUCUACCCUUCAUCUUACCGCGUGGAUUCCUCCAACUUCAACCCGCAACCCUUCUGGAAUGCUGGCUGCCAGCUUGUUGCACUCAACUACCAGUCAGAGGGCCGUGUCCUCCAGCUCAACAGAGCCAAGUUCUACAGCAACGGCAACUGUGGCUACAUUCUCAAGCCCACCUGCAUGUGUGAAGGAGACUUUAACCCCAACCUGGAGGACCCACUGCCAGGUCAGAUGAAGAAACAGCUGGUACUGAAGGUCAUCAGUGGACAACAGCUGCCUAAACCCAAAGACUCAAUGCUCGGAGACAGAGGAGAGAUCAUUGAUCCCUUUGUGGAGGUGGAGAUAAUUGGCCUUCCAGUGGACUGCUGCAAGGAGCAGACCAGAGUGGUGGAUGAUAAUGGGUUCAACCCGAUGUGGGAGGAGACUCUGGUGUUCACAGUCCACAUGCCAGAGCUGGCCUUGGUGCGUUUCCUUGUGUGGGAUCAUGACCCCAUCGGCCAGGACUUCAUCGGCCAGCGCACAAUCGCCUUCAACAGCAUGAUGCCAGGUUAUCGUCAUGUGUACUUGGAAGGUAUGGAGGAGGCUUCUGUCUUUGUUCAUGUAGCUGUGAAUGACAUCACUGGUAAGGCCAGAACAGCCAGCGGCAUAAAAGGGCUGUUUCACAGAAACCCAAAGCAGGCUUCCCUGGACAGCCAUGCUGCUGUACAGCACAGUCGUAAGCACCCGUUUGGUGCCCAUCUCCUGCGCCGUACUGCAAGUGCACCCACCAAAGGCCAGCCCAAAAUCAAGAAGGGCUUCCCAGAGAUUGCCAUCGACACCAAAGACUAUAGCUCAGAGGGUGCAAGUGAGGAGCCAGACUCUGAGGACAAGGCCUCUACUGCCACCUCUCAGCAGCCUACAUCACCGUUACACCACAACGGGGACACUCUGGCAUCCCACCAAACCAAGGGGCCCUGGGACCAUCCUGACACCAAUGGGGCUUUUCACCCUGAGAAGGGUAAAGACUGUUCCACAGUGCAGAGACCAGCUCCCCCAUUUCUAGCACUGAACUCUGAAGACCCCAGGAACACACAUGUCAUCUGCUCAGUCUCCACUCCAGGAAAGAGCCUGUCUUUGCAUCAGUCCUCAUCUGCACCACUGCACUCAGCAUCCACAGCAAUAAAUACAGAUCCCCCACUGACUGUUCCUUCAAAUGGGGUGGUGGACAGUCCUAUCAAGGUGAGCAGGGACCCUAAGAAACCCCCUACCCUUUCCACAACCACGUCAUCCACUCUGAUGAACCCUGUCGAGAAAACUGGACCAUCACAGAGUGCUCAAAACAUUGAGACCUACAGAAGCAAACAUUCAUUCAUGGAGCACAUGCAAAACCAGAAACAAAACCUAGAAACUCUGACACAUAAGAAAAAUGACCCAGCAGACUUAAAGUUUGAUCGAAGAACAGAGCCUUGUGCUGCAGCAUGCGUGUCAACUGGAACCCCUCAAGUCCCUGCAGCUGAUAUAGCCCAGACCAGGCGAGCACUUUUUAGCAGCACACCAGUAAGGAGAACAAAAAGUGAGGGACAUGUUCAAGUGGCUCAGUCAGCAGUACCAGAAGUCUGCACAGAUGCUACCAUGAACGACCGCCUUUGGAGCAAGUUAGAGCCAGGCAGCCACCGUGACAGCAUGUCUUCAUCCUCUAGCAUUUCUUCCAGCGACACCGUCAUUGACCUAUCCCUGCCUAACUUGGCCAGGAAGAGCCUCACUAGCCUGCACACAGCUGGCAGCACCUGCGAUCCUCCCUGGGUCAACUGCCGUCGCUCAGCAUUAGUCUCCUAUGAUGCCCUGCGAGUCAGCAAGAGUAAAUCAAACCCCAAUCUUCAACAACAUGAGUGCCCCAAAGAUGAGCUUAAGCCUCGCCCCUUACAGUUACCCAAGGAAGAUACCAUGGACUCACCCAGCAGACUGACUCAAAGGAGGCACACAUGGAGCAGGCUCUAUAUGGAAGGGCUCAAACAGUCAUCAGCUAGCAGGCCAUCCUCUGCAGCUACAACACCAACAACUACAGCUUCCUUGUCCAAAAGCCUUGGGGAUCUGACCUCUGAUGACAUUUCCUGUAAUUUUGACAGCAAGUAUCGGAGCAUCAGCCGGAGCUUCAUUGUUAGGCCAACCAGGGAACAGAUCCACAAGGGAAGCUCGCUGAAGUCUCGACCAUCCAGCAACCUGACUGAGCAACUGAGGAAGCUGACAAAUGUGGAGCCCCUGACAGCUAGCGACUUCGCCCAUGAAAACAGGCCUAGAGAAUCACAGGAGGAGACUGUGGAUGAGACCCUGGUACGUAGGACCUCCUCAAGGAGCCAAAGCAGGGUGCGGUACAUUGCAAACAGGGCGAAGAAGGCCCAGGAGAGGCAGAGGCUGCAGGGCCUGAUCCAGGGCAGAAGUGCAAGCUUCAGCCUCACUGGUAGCAUUGGCGAUGGCAGUAGUGCUAGCCCCAUUGAGGAGCGAGGGAAUCCUGAAGGGGCAUGUUGCGUGGCCCAGAGUCCGUGCACCAGUCUGGACCUGCUGAGUCAGCUCACACCCCUAGGAACUCCCUCCCCGAGACAGUCCCAGUCAUCCCCAGACCCUGAAAACAGUGAAGUCUUUUUCAUGCUCAAACUCUAAGAACUGCCUGACUUGGAACUGAGUCAGACAGACACAGCUGGAAACUUUGGAACACACUCCAGUUUUUCUAAAGUAGAAAUUCUUUGGAAAUAAAGUUGCAGAUCUUUACUGAUAUCUCACAGAAAACUGGUUCACAAUGCUGAUCAUUUCAGUGUCUCACAGAAAACUGUGUUCUGCUAUACGUAAUCCAUAAACGAUCAAUUCUGUAUCUUGUGCAAGAUCCAUUUUUUAAACUGUGCAUUCAGAAAAACAUUGUCUUGAAGCUACUGGAGAGCAUUUCUUCUAAGAGCAACUACUACAGCUCAGUCAGCUGUUUGCAUCACAUCUUUGGUAAUUGCCAGAAUGUAUUUAGUGAAAAAUACCUGGAGUUUUUAUAUAGCUGUUUAUGUUGAGUGUGACCGCUCUCAUGUUUGAGUAUUUUUUGGGAACUUGAGCAUACAGUAGCAAUAGAACAUGAUUAGAGGGCAGGAUUUGAAGUGAUCCAUACUUUUUAUUUUUACUUUACUAUAAUUGUAAUGGCAUACUUUAACUGAGCACAAAUUUAGAUGCAUUCAUCCAUCUGCUAGCAAUACUCUGAAAAUGAUGGCAUGGUACCAUGUUGAAUAUAAUGUACAGUUUGAUUCUGAAAAUUGAGGCUUAUCUCAUGUCUUUGCUAAAAAAAAGGAAGGAAUUACUCCUAUAAUGCAGAUCAAAAAGUCUUCAUUUUUAGUAUUUUUGUGUAUUGGUCCCAUUGUAAUUUGACUGAGCUGCCAAUAUUUUGCAAACCUCUCUAAUCUGUGGCAUGUCAAAGCACUUUGAUCCUGUACAUUAAAGCAGUGGUGGACUACUCCACAGCAAGUUUAGUCCUUUUUAAGUUGACUGCAUGUCUUUUAUGUACUGUGAUGUUAUUUUACAUAGACUUUUUAUAUUUAGAUUUGUUAAUAUUCCAAACUUAUGUUUCGUAUAAUCUGACGUUGGUCACAACAGCAUCAUGCCUGAAACCCUGUGUUCUCAUUGGUUCAUGAUAUUAAUACAAGAUGGAACUGAUCCGUAAUGAAGCACGUUUAUUUGUUGGCCUGCUGUAUUGUUUGCACUGCAAUGCCAGUUCUUUGUGCAAAAUUUGAGGGACAAUAUUUAAUUCAAACAUUGUGUAAUUAUGACUUGAAUAAAUCUCAAAUGAAUAUUA
Messenger RNA from Acanthopagrus latus (yellowfin seabream), 6570 nucleotides. RefSeq names its product phospholipase C, eta 2a (gene plch2a). The record is from RefSeq and is a predicted model, not a curated record. The transcript has 23 exons. Gene Ontology annotation, molecular function: calcium ion binding; phosphatidylinositol-4,5-bisphosphate phospholipase C activity. Bases 675 to 5405 code for a protein of 1576 amino acids. Gene Ontology annotation, biological process: lipid metabolic process; phosphatidylinositol-mediated signaling. NCBI's taxonomy places the organism in Eukaryota, Metazoa, Chordata, Actinopteri, Spariformes, Sparidae.